AUGGGUCUGUUUGACCGCGGGGUCCAGAUGCUGCUGACCACGGUGGGCGCGUUCGCCGCCUUCAGCCUCAUGACCAUCGCGGUUGGCACGGACUACUGGCUGUACUCGCGCGGCACCUGCAAGAGCAAGUCUGUCAGCGAGAACGAGACCAGCAAGAAGAACGAAGAGGUGAUGACCCAUUCCGGCUUGUGGAGAACGUGUUGUUUGGAAGAUCCCCUCACACGUCUGGCCUGCUUCCUGUCUCGCUGCGACCGCUUCCUGUCUCACUGCGACCGCUUCCUGUCUCGCUGCGCCCGCUUCCUGUCUCGCUGCGCCCGCUUCCUGUCUUGCUGCGCCUGCUUCCUGUCUCGCUGCGCCCGCUUCCUGUCUCGCUGCACCCGCUUCCUGUCUCGCUGCGCCCGCUUCCUGUCUCGCUGUGACCGCUUCCUGUGGCGCUCCGAACGGGGUGCGGUGAGAGCCUCCAGUAUCUUCCCCAUCCUCAGUGUGAUCCUGCUCUUCAUGGGAGGCCUGUGUGUCGCCGCCAGCGAGUUCUACAAGUCACGCCACAACAUCAUCCUCAGCGCUGGCAUCUUCUUUGUGUCUGCAGGCCUCAGCAACAUCAUCGGCAUCAUUGUCUACAUAUCGGCCAACGCGGGCGACCCGUCCAAGAGCGACAGCAAGAAGAACAGCUACUCAUACGGCUGGUCCUUCUACUUCGGCGCGCUCUCCUUCAUCAUGGCCGAGAUGGUGGGCGUGCUGGCCGUGCACAUGUUCAUCGACCGGCACCGGCAGCUCCGCGUGGGCGCCCAGGCGGCCGACUACCUCCAGGGAUCAGCCAUCACCCGCAUCCCCAGCUACCGCUACCGCUACCGGCGGCGCUCGCGGUCCUCGUCCCGCUCCACGGACCCCUCCCACUCCCGCGACGCCUCCCCUGUGGGGCUGAAGGGCUUCGCCGCGCUGCCGUCCACCGAGAUCUCCAUGUACACGCUCCCCAGGGACACCCUCAAGUCCAGCGGGACGCCCACCGCCACAUACAACUCAGAGAGGGACCCCGGCUUCCUGCAGGUCCACAACUGCAUCCCCAAGGACCUGAAAGACUCAGCCCACACCAACACAGCCAACCGCCGCACCACACCUGUGUGAGCCGCACAACACCUGUGUGAGCUCUGUCCGGGGGGGGGGGGGCGCUGGGGAGACCCAGGGAAACCCCCGUCUCCCUGGCUGUCCGACACACCACAGGGUCCGAGGGCAGAGACCCUGUUUAUCCAGAUUGAGGAUCUUUUUUUUGCUCCGCUGCAUGAUUUUCCCAUCUUCCAGUGUUUUAGCGGGCGUGGGGAAUGUCUGUCGGGGGGGAUGGUGGAGCUGGGGGAACAGGGUGUCUGGAGAGAGAGACAGUUUCUGCCGGGGUGAGUGAGGAGGUGGAAACUGCAGGGGAGGGGUACAUUCAAAAGAUUUAAGCAAUUAUUUCAUGACAUUAUUUUGGCUUGACCCCACAGUUUGGAUGGAGAAACGAAUCAAGCCGCCCCUCCCUCCUCCCCUCUUCACCUCCUCCUCCCCCCUUCACCUCCCCCUUCACCUCCCCCUCCGUAGUUGUAGCCAUAUUUAUCCAUCUCAUCUCUUUACUUUUUGCAUUAAAACUGUGAACGGUUGCAGUUUUGGGAUUUGGUAAGAAUUAGCCCAAUCUGUCAACUCUAACAAAGGUACUAUAUAUAUAUAUGUAUUACUUUUUAUAAAUAAAUUAAGUUAAUAAUCAAGAGAUACAGGCUUUACUGAAGCAAAAAAACAAACAAGUAAACUAAAGCUGUUGGUAACAUGAGAAAGGACUCUUUAAGAUCUGCUGGAAGGACGAGCGACUGGUGUUCCACCAUCGAGCUGCUGACGUCAACAAGAGACACAUGCAGACCAGACAAUAGAAAAAUAUUUUAAUAGAACCUUCUCGCCUUUUUCUGAGUCCCCUUAUUCGCUUUCUUUUUUGUGGGAGGGGGAGGGGGGGUGUCGUCACGGAACGUUGAACCCCCUCAACAGGAACAACCAAUCAGGGGGUCGAAGUGGACGAGAAGCUAAAGACUAAUAACUCGACUUCCAAGAAAGGAAGGAAGGAGGGGAGAGGAAGAGGACGCCAAACACAAAACAAAAACUUGAGAAAAAGAACAAGUUAAAUAUGAAAUAGUACAAGAGAAGUUAAAUGACUCACAAUUUCAGAAAUUAAAUGCAUGCUAUAAAAUUACAGCGAAUCUGCUCUUGAGAAACUUAAGUUUUAAAGGAUAACGAUUAUUAUUAAGGGGAAAAAAGCGAAGACAGUAACGUUUAAAAUAUUAAUGUUUUCAUGUGUACUUUUCUCGUAUGUUUUUGUUUAUUUAUUUACGUCAUUUUAUCUUUUAUGCUUUUAUGAAACAAACCAAACAAUCUACAUUGAACAAAAUUGCUUUUUAAUUGAUUGGUUUCUUUCUUUAUGAAUAUACAAAUAUAUAUAUGUAUGUAUGUAUUUAUUUAAUUUUUCAAAUUCACACGGCCUUAGUCAUUUCUUUCUUUCUUUUGAUUUUCAACGUGUUGUUCAAAUUGAAAAUGAAAUCUUUAAAGGUGCCAAAACCGAACAAUCCUUCAUCACUUGGAUGCAUCAAACCCUGAAGAAUAAAAUACAAACC
Molecule: messenger RNA, 2624 nt
Organism: Osmerus eperlanus (European smelt)
Lineage: Eukaryota; Metazoa; Chordata; Actinopteri; Osmeriformes; Osmeridae
Gene: cacng2a
Product: calcium channel, voltage-dependent, gamma subunit 2a
Exons: 4
Coding region: 1-1122 (373 amino acids)
Biological process (GO): regulation of AMPA receptor activity; postsynaptic neurotransmitter receptor diffusion trapping; neurotransmitter receptor transport, postsynaptic endosome to lysosome
Cellular component (GO): postsynaptic density membrane; AMPA glutamate receptor complex; voltage-gated calcium channel complex
Molecular function (GO): channel regulator activity; voltage-gated calcium channel activity
Source: RefSeq, a predicted model, not a curated record